CUGACAGUGUUGUCUACACGAUGAAAUUCAAAUCCUCGGGCUUAGGAUUCUUCUCUUCACUUCAUUUCGCGUCCUCACCCCAUCUUUGUUUCCGCCAUAUCAAUUUCAUUCCCGUGAUUCUAGUUUUUCAAAACAUGCUCUGGAAGCAACUCCUCUUCACGACCGCAUUCCUGGCUUCAUCCGCCGUUGCAGCCCCUCAGUUCAAAAACUCGGCGGGUAAGAAUGUGCCUUCUUCGCAGGCACUCACCUGCAACGACGGGGUCUGUUGCGACCAAUUUGGGGGUUGCAUCUUACAGAAUGAUCUUGGAGACUUUGCAGAUCGCGUGGUGAAUAGACGCUCGCCUUCCGCACAGUUCAGGAACUCGGAGGGGGAAAAUGUACCUUCAUCGCAGGCGUUGAGUUGCAACGAUGGAGUUUGCUGCGACGAGUCUGGCGGUUGUGUAUUUGAGAAAGAUCUCGGCGACCUUUCCGAUCGCGUGGUAAACUGA
Molecule: messenger RNA, 488 nt
Organism: Periconia digitata
Lineage: Eukaryota; Fungi; Ascomycota; Dothideomycetes; Pleosporales; Periconiaceae
Source: the annotation of a GenBank genome assembly